AUGGCAGAAAGUAUCGGACAACCGGAUGUACUUUCAAAACGAUUAAAAUUUGCUUAUAGUGUUGGUCAUGUUCUAAAUGAUGUAACUGCAGCAAUGUGGCUUUCAUAUUUUAUUGUAUUUUAUUAUCGUGUUGUAAAUUUUACAAAUGCAAUUGCUGGUUAUUUCUUUUUAAUUGGACAAAUAGCCGAUGCUGUAUCUACAAUAUUUGUUAGUUUAGCAUCGGAUCGUACACGAACUGGUUUAUUUCAUUAUGGAAAACGUAAAACUUGGCAUCUUAUUGGAGUCAUUUGUGUAUUCAUUUCAUUUCCAUUUUGUUUUAAUUCAUGUAUUGGAUGUCAAAAUAGUAAAUUUUGGAUACAAUUUACCUAUUAUGCAGUGUUCAUCACUAUUUUUCAAUUUGGUUGGGCAAGUUCACAAGUUGCACAUUUAGCAAUGAUCAAUGAAUUAACACAUAUAGACGGUGAACGUGUUGCACUUAAUUCAUAUCGUUAUGCUUGGGCUUUCUUAUCAAGUACAUCUUUAUAUGCAAUGGCUAGUUUUUUUUUAGGUUUUUCUUUUACUGGUGACGAAUCAACUAUAACACCUGCUGAUCUACCUAUAUUUCGUAAAUUAACAUUUAUUGUUAUUGGUUUUGGUCUUUUUUUUAUGAUUAUAUUUCAUGUUGGAUUAAAAGAAUCCAAUCAAACAAUUGAAGAAAAAAAACAUCAUUCGAAAUUAAUAUUAACAUCGAAUAGAAAAUUAAAAAAAAUGACAUGGAUGAGUAUCUUAUGUGAGAAAGAGUUUUAUCAAUGUGCAGUCGUAUGGACAUCUGCACGAAUUAUUUUAAAUGUUACACAGGCAUUUCUUCCAUUAUAUACAAUUGAUACGAUUUCAAAAUUAAAUCGAGUCUAUGUUGCUAUUGUUCCACUAUGUAUUUAUAUAACUAGUUUUAUUGCAUCUUUUCCUAUGCGUGAAAUAAAUAAACGAUUAGGUCGAAAUCUAACCAAUAUGAUUGGUUAUGGUUUAAUAUUAGCAUGUAUGAUUUUAUUUUGGUUUAUUAUUGAUAUAGAAAGUAAACUACAAAUUCAAAUAGCUUUAAUAUUAGCUUGUAUUUUAUUUGGUAUUAGUACAUCAACAACAAGCAUUUGUUCUACUGCUCUAGCAUCCGAUUUCAUUGGUUUAAAUACAGAAUGUGGAGCAUUUGUUUAUGGAGUAAUGACAUUUGUAGAUAAACUUUCUAAUGGUAUAAUUAUUGCUCUUGUUCAACAUUUUAAUCCAUGUAAAUUAGAUUCAACACAUGCAUGUGCAUUAUAUUAUAGAUAUAUCAUAGCAUUUAUACCAGGUUGUGUUGCAAUUUUAGCAAUAUUAAUGAUAUUAAAUAUGUGGAAAACAAAUGUAGGUGGUAAUCGUUUCGAAAUAGUUCAAGAUGAAGAAAGUAGUACUAGUACGGAUAUGAAAGAUGAAGUUGAUUCCAAGGAACAAAAUUUAUUAAUGGCUUAA
Messenger RNA from Rotaria sp. Silwood1, 1479 nucleotides. The record is from the annotation of a GenBank genome assembly. Lineage: Eukaryota; Metazoa; Rotifera; Eurotatoria; Philodinida; Philodinidae.